This is a messenger RNA of Fragaria vesca subsp. vesca, 1268 nucleotides long. RefSeq lists its product with no specific name. The record is from RefSeq and is a predicted model, not a curated record. Gene Ontology annotation, cellular component: chloroplast stroma; chloroplast thylakoid membrane. Lineage: Eukaryota; Viridiplantae; Streptophyta; Magnoliopsida; Rosales; Rosaceae. The transcript has 10 exons. Bases 18 to 872 code for a protein of 284 amino acids.
CCAAAAAUCAGGGUCCGAUGGCCUUCACCAACUCCUCCCUCUUGGCUUCCAAUCUCACUCUCCGUCGCUCUGUACUUUCCGAUUCCGAAUUUGCCCCUCCGGACGAGGCCCCCAAGCUCCUCCUUCCCUCUCUCCAUGCCAACACUUUGUCCAGAAAGUUGAACGUUGCGUGUGCCUCUAGCAAUGGUGUCAAUGCAGUUGGUUCCUCCUCGCCGAAGUCUGAUCAAGAUGCUGAUUAUGUUCCAAUGCCAGUUGUCAUGAUUGAUCAAGAUUCAGAUUCUGAUGCAACUAUUGUGCAACUCAGCUUUGGGGAUCGCCUUGGAGCUCUCAUUGACACUAUAAAUGCAUUAAAAGAUUUGGGAUUGGACGUAGCAAAGGGAACAGUUGUCACUAAGGGACCGGUUAAACAGACGAAGUUUCAUAUAACGCGGUUAGACACUGGGCGCAAAGUUGAAGAUCCUGAUAUGUUAGAGAGAAUCCGACUUACCAUCAUCAACAAUCUAUUAAAAUAUCAUCCAGAAUCUAGUCAGCUACUUGCAAUGGGUGAAGCUUUUGGAAUAAAAGCUCCGGAGAAUAAGCUUGAUGUUGAUAUCACAACUCAUAUACAUGUGAAGCAAGAUGGACCUAAGAGGAGCUUGCUUUAUAUAGAGACUGCAGAUCGACCAGGAUUGCUUGUAGAAGUUAUCAAAAUCAUUGCUGAUGUUAAUAUCGAUGUGGAAUCAGCUGAGAUUGAUACAGAAGGUUUGGUUGCCAAAGAUAAAUUUCAUGUCAGCUACAGAGGGGAAGCCUUAAAUAGUUCCUUGUCCCAGGUGUUGGUGAACUGUCUGCGUUACUACAUUCGCAGGCCAGAAACAGAUAUAGAUAGUUACUAAUACCCUGGAGGAGCUGAACUUGUUUGUAAAUCACAUAUAAUGGUUCUUGUACCUGCCAUGUUGAAGUGAGUUUUCAAUAGUUACCUUGUUGAAGCUAGUUUUCAGUACUCGUGCUCAUGUUCCUGAUCCUGCACAUGGUUUUCCUUUCUGGAUAGCAAAACUAUAAAUAAUUACAAUGAAUUGCAAGGAAUGUUUUAUGCCAAAUAUGCGCAGACAAUUAACACUUAUUUCUCAUUUGAUACAAUUUUUCUGUAAUGCAUUAUCAUGCAUGGAAACUCAUGGAUUUUAAGCACUGGGGGCCUUAAUUUUGCACUGUUUAAACCCGUGUUUGAGCUGUAAGGAACUUCUUCUAAGAGCAGAGUACCAGGAUUUAAAAGCAAAUUCUAAUUUUCUUGG